AUGGACUUCUCUCCCGGCCAGGAAAAAGAAAUCCAACUAAUUACGGAUUAUUUUUUCCCCUUGCGCAACGAUGUUUAUCAAUUAUUAGAAAAGGCUCGUCGCGAAAAAAUUAUUAUCACAAAUUCCCAGGCUUCCUUAUUAAUUCAUAUCUCGAGCAAAAAAAACCCGCCACCCGAAUUUUUUCAGUUGAAUUUAACUGAAUUAUUAAUGGUGGCGGAAAUCCGAUUUAGUCCCAAAUUAAAAAAAGACAUGAUGACGGGAAAUUUUUGUUCUCUUUAUCUAGAAAACACUCAAUUAAAACAAGAACUUCUGAGUUCUUUUCAAGAACGAGUUGUAGCGACCGAGGAGUUAGAGGAAAAAUACAACAACUUAGAACUAGAAUAUCAUUUAAAACAAAAACUCCAAACUAGUCAAGAAGAAAAAAAUGAAAAUCUGGAAUUAUUUGUUAAUCUCCAAAGCAAAGGGCGGGAAUUGAAGCAAUUAAAAAAUGCUGCCAAAAGCAAAUUAGAAAAUAAUACUCUCUUAAAGAACCUAUUAAGAAAUCAAGAAUUUUUGACUACUUAUCGGACUGAAAACAGUGACCCGAAAACUCUUGGGCUACUUGAAAAUGAAUUGCAAAAAUUAAAAAAACAAUUAUGA
This is a messenger RNA of Cetraspora pellucida, 639 nucleotides long. Lineage: Eukaryota; Fungi; Glomeromycota; Glomeromycetes; Diversisporales; Gigasporaceae. The record is from the annotation of a GenBank genome assembly.